Molecule: messenger RNA, 926 nt
Organism: Labrus bergylta (ballan wrasse)
Lineage: Eukaryota; Metazoa; Chordata; Actinopteri; Labriformes; Labridae
Product: claudin-17-like
Biological process (GO): cell adhesion; bicellular tight junction assembly
Cellular component (GO): plasma membrane; bicellular tight junction
Molecular function (GO): structural molecule activity
Source: RefSeq, a predicted model, not a curated record
AUGACAGCAACGUUAGAGAUCUUGGCCAUGAUCCUGGGCUUCAUUGGCCUGUUUGGGACCAUACUGGUCACUGCCCUGCCUAUGUGGAGGGUCUCUGCCUUCAUAGGGGCCAAUCUCAUUGUCAUGGAGGAACUCUGGGAGGGCUUGUGGAUGACCUGCUACAACCAGGAAAACUUCAGGAUGCAGUGCAAGGAGUACGACUCAGUGCUAAUUCUCCCAACAGAGCUGCAGGCAGCCAGGGGGCUCAUGUGCGUCUCCAUAGUCCUGGUCGCCCUCUCCCUGUCCAUCACAGGAUGUGGGUCCCGAAAGUGCAACUGUUGUGGUGAUGACACAAAAAGCAAAAACAUUACCCUGGCUUUAGGCGGCUGUUUGUUCCUCCUUUCUUUUUUGACUACCCUUAUCCCUGUCAGCUUGGUGGGUCAUACUGUCAUCAGAAAAUUUUACAACCCAACAACGCUGGAUUCUCAGAAACGGGAGCUUGGGGACGCUCUCUUCAUUGGCUGGGCCACAUCGGGUAUUCUGCUGAUCACAGGGAUCAUUGUUCUGUUCAGCUACAGCAAACGCAGAUCAAUGGAAGAGGAGUCCUACCCUGAAGCUUAUGCUGUGGCUGCGAGGGAAGGGGAGAAAGAGCAGAGUGUGUAUCUGCAAAGGACACUAUCCAGCUCGUAUAAACAUCAAGUAUACUUGUGAAGAAAUGUACUGUACUGCCUGAAAUGUAAAAAAUUCAACUUAACAUGUAUCAAACAUUUGAAAGAGUGAAAGUGUGCAAAUUCUGUACGAUUGUUUUUUCCACUAGAUCCACAAAACGUUGUUUAAUCAAUGUGACUGUGUAAAUGACAAAUGUACCCUGUGAUGUUAUUGCACUGGAAAUGAUUUCCUCUCCAAGUAAUAGAGACCAAAGUCCUUGACAGUUUUCAAAAAAUAUA